AUGUUCGAAGAUGAUAAGGAUAGAAAGCUAAAGUAAGCAAAUGAUAAUGUGAAAUAUUUGGAAUCAUAGUUAACUCCAUUAGUUGAGAGUAACUCAAAAUUAAAGGAAAGCAUUCAUGCCUUACAAUACUAUAUGGAACAAAGGCGAUUAGAUUUUGCUCAAUUAUUAAGUUACAAAAAAGAGCGUCAUCUUCAAAUUAAUUUGAGUGAUAUGGUAGAUGUUUAUGAAUGGUUAAAGAAAGAUAUCGAGAAUUAUUUGGAACAGAUACAAGAAUUAGAAACUGAAAAUAAAAUGUUUAAAUUAUUUAUUUAACAACAAGAUGAGGAAACUAGAAAUGAGAUUGAAAAACUAAAUGCUACAAUCCUUAAGCAUGAGCAAACAAUAACAAAAUAAUUGGAAUAAUUCAAUUUAGAAUAAAAAAAGAAUUCAGAUCAUUAAAUAACACUAAAAUUAGAAUUCAAUAAAAAACUAGAAAACCAAGAAAUCAAAUUUAAAGAUUUAAUUCAAUUGAUUGAACUUGAAAAGGAUGAAAUUUCUAAAAAAUAUUAACAAUUAGAUGAUGAAUAUCAAUAGAAAUUAAAAAAAUAAAAGCAAGAAUUAGUUAAUUAAUUUGACAAAUAAGAAAGAUAAAACUAAACAGAAUUCUCGAAACAACUAAAAGAAUUAAAUGAUUAAAUUUAAAAAUUAGAUAUUAAAAAUCGACAACAUUUAACAGAAUUGUAAAAUAUAAAAUAAGACAAUGGACUCUUAGCUUAAUAAUGCUCAUAAUAAUAAAAAAACAUAACUAAAUUAAAUCGCUAAGUUGAAAAUUUAUUAUAAACUUUAAAGAGUAAUAGAGAUGAAAUUACAGCAUUAAAUUUAGAAAAAACUAAUCUUAUGAAUUUGAUAGAGUCCUUAAAAUAAUAGAUUGAAAAACUAAAUAAAAAAGAAAUCGAACUUUAAUAAUAUAUUAAGAAUUAGAGAGAUUAAUACGCUGAAUAGUAAACUAAAUUUGAAAAUCUAAUUUCUGAAUAAGAAACUACAAUUAAAGAGAAAAACUCUCAAAUAGGAAAAAAAGAGUUAUGCAUCAAAGAAUUAUCUGAUAUGAAUGUUAAGAUAGAUAAAACUUAUCAAGAAAGAUUAAACAAACAAAGAAUUAAAUAUGAAUAAUUGCUCUAUCCUAAUAAAUUGAUAAAUCCUGAUUAAUUAUUAUAUAAAGAAACAAUGAUUUAACAUGACGAUACGGCAAUUAAAGAUGUAAUUGAAGACUAUGAAUUGAUGCUUUCACAAUAUGGAAAUCAAUUAGAAAGUCAAACCAUUAAAUUGCAAGCUUUGGAAAAGUCAUUUUAAGAGAAAUUAAAUGCCUUAAAGUUAUAAUUUGAUUAAAAGGCUGCUAAAUUAGCCAAAGAUUAUGAAUAGAAAUUUUUAAGAGAAAGCAAGCAAUAAAAAUUAUAGAUCGAGGAACUCACUUUAUUAAAACAAAGGGAGUUAGAGGCAUAAAAAAUUAAAUAAAAUAAUGACUUGGAAAAACUCAAUGUUGAAUUUGAAAAUAAAACUUAACAUUAUGUGAUUUAAAUUCAAAACUUACAGAAUUAAGCUAACGAAGAUGCUAAAAUUAUUGAUUAAUUGAACUAAUUAAUCAUUUCAUUAUAAGAUAAUACUUAUGAACUAAAAAAGUCACAUGAAUAAUAAUUAGAGAUGCUUAGAAGCAAUCAUUCAAUUGGAAAAUAAUAAUUAACUGCAGCUUUCGAAGAAAGAUUUAAUAAAGUUAAUGAUGAAUUAAAAAAGCUGUAACUAGAAAAAGAAAGCUUCGAAAUAAUCAGGAUUUAAGAUCAAAAGGCAUUGAAUGAAGCGAAAAAGAAAAUUGAAUAGCAAUAAUCAACCAUAACACAAACUAAAGAAGAGUCUAAACAAUAAUAAUAGGUUAUAGGUGAAUAUGCUUACAUGAUGGAGCAGUAUUAGUAAUAAAUUUAGCGAUUAAAUGAAGUGAUCAAAUAAUUAUAAUAGGAAGUUGAAAAUUCAAAAUAAAUUUAUAAUAUCUUUAGAAAUUAACCCACUAUAAUGCAUAGAUAAUCUGAUGAUUCUCAUUAUAAAUCUGAUAUCAAGAAAGCAGCUAACACACAAUUUAAAUUUUCAAGAACAAAAUAAGUAACUAGGUAAUCUAAUAGGCCAGCUUUGCAUAAUACUUCAACGACCUUUAUUCUAUAAAAUGGAGGAGAGCAAUAACAAUUACCUAAAGUCAGAUCGAUCUCAACAAACUAAAUUAGAACAACUCCAAGACAUCACUCAUCCUAAGUAUGA
Paramecium tetraurelia is the source of this 2280-nucleotide messenger RNA. RefSeq lists its product as uncharacterized. Lineage: Eukaryota; Ciliophora; Oligohymenophorea; Peniculida; Parameciidae. The record is from RefSeq and is a predicted model, not a curated record. The transcript is spliced from 2 exons.